Molecule: messenger RNA, 348 nt
Organism: Symbiodinium necroappetens
Lineage: Eukaryota; Dinophyceae; Suessiales; Symbiodiniaceae
Source: the annotation of a GenBank genome assembly
AUGGGACAGGGUGCAGACAAAAACCGUGCCGGGAGGAGUGCUUUGAUAGUGGAGGGCUGCGUGGAGCUGGAGUGUUCCGGCCCAGCAGUGUCUAAGGAUUUUGAUUCAUUUCGACAUAUCGCAGAUUUGGCAGACCGGCAAGCCAUAGAAGAAGGGCGCUCAUUGCCUGUCGAUCGGGCGACUCACACAGAAGCCGCCCUCCGAACUAGGGCACGCCUCAGAGAGCUGAUAUCAGAUCCAGCAAAGCUGAAGCGAACGGUGAAAUUGAGUCGCAUGCCCAAAGAUCAAUACGAGGCUGUCGUGACGGGCAUGACUUUGAGCUCCAUGGACGUCCAGCAGCUCCGGUGA